GACCGGGCGCGGAGCCAUGGCCGAGGGCGAGGACCUGCAGACCUUCACCUCCAUCAUGGACGCGCUCGUCCGCAUUAGCACCAGCAUGAAGAACAUGGAGCGGGAGCUGGUCUGCCCGGUGUGCAAGGAGAUGUACAAGCAGCCGCUGGCCCUGCCCUGCACGCACAAUGUCUGCCAUGUCUGUGCCAGCGAGGUGCUGCUGCAGCACGGCUACCUCUGCUGUGACCCCACCUCUGAGCCCUCCUCGCCUGCUGCCACCCCUGCCACCCGUAGCCCUCGCCUGGGGCGCCGGGCCAUCCCCAAGCCUGACCGCCUCGACCGCCUCCUGAAGUCAGGCUUUGGCACCUACCCGGGGCGCAAGCGGGGCACCGUGCACCCCCAGACCGUCAGCUUCCCCUGCCCUGCCUGCCAGCGGGACGUGGACCUGGGCGAGCGGGGCCUGGGCAGCCUCUUCCGCAACCUGACGCUGGAGCGGGUGGUGGAGCGCUACCGCCAGACCAUCAACAUCAGCGCUGCCAUCAUGUGCCAGUUCUGCAAGCCCCCGCAGCUGGAGGCCACCAAGGGCUGCACCGAGUGCAAGUCCAGCUUCUGCAAUGAGUGCUUCAAGCUAUAUCACCCCUGGGGCACCCAGAAAGCCCAGCAUGAGCCCACGCCCCCCACCCUCACCUUCCGCCCCAAGGGGCUGAUGUGCCCAGAGCACAAGGAGGAGGUGACUCACUACUGCAAGACCUGCCAGCGGCUGGUGUGCCAGCUCUGCCGCGUGCGACGCACUCACACCAGCCACAAGAUCACCCCGGUGCUCAGCGCCUACCAGGCCCUCAGGGAGAAGCUGACAAAGAGCCUCGCCUACAUCCUGAGCAGCCAGGACACGGUGCAGACCCAGAUUGCUGAGCUGGAGGAGACGGUGAAGCACACAGAGGUGAAUGGCUCACAGGCCAAGGAGGAGGUGUCGCAGCUGAUCCAGGGGCUGUGCGCCAUUCUGGAGGAGAAGCGGGCAACCCUGCUGCAGGCGAUCGAGGAGUGCCAGCAGGAGCGGCUGGCCAGCCUGCACUGCCAGAUCCAGGAACACCAGGCCAUGCUGGAGAACUCGGGCAUGGUGGGCUAUGCCCAGGAGGUGCUGAAGGAAACCGACCACCCCUGCUUUGUCCAGGCUGCCAAGCAGCUGCACACCAGGAUCCUCAGGGCCACCGACUCACUGCAGAGCUUCCGUCCUGCAGCCACAGCCUCCUUCAGCCACUUCCAGCUGGACGUCAGCAGGGAGCUGAAGCUGCUCACCGACCUGGCCUUCAUGCGAGCGCCCGAGGCCCCCGUCAUCGAUACACAGCGCACCUACGCCUACGACCAGAUCUUCCUGUGCUGGCGGCUGCCGCAGCACUCGCCACCCGCCUGGCACUACACGGUGGAGUACCGCAAGACGGACACCAAGGCCAAGGGGCUGAAGCUGUGGCAGCGGCGGGAGGAGGUGCACGGCACCAGCGCCCUUGUGGAGUACCUGGACACCGACAGCGUCUAUGUGCUCCGAGUGAAGGGCUGCAACAAGGCGGGCUUUGGGGAGUACAGUGAGGACAUCUACCUGCACACGCCGCCUGCCCCAGUCCUCAACUUCUUCCUGGACAACCGCUGGGGCUUCAACCGGGACCGGCUGGCCAUCAGCAAGGACCAGCGGGCUGUGCGCAGCGUCCCCGGCAUCCCCAUGCUCUUCGCCGCUGAGCGCCUGAUGACCAGCUGCCACCUCUCCAUCGACCUGGUCAUUGGUGACGUGGCCAUCACGCAGGGCAAGAGCUACUGGGCCUGCUGCGUGGACCCCAGCUCCUACCUGGUCAAGGUGGGCGUGGGGCUGGAGAGCAAGCUGCAGGAGUGGUUCCAGGUGCCGCAGGAUGUGGUGAGCCCCAGGUAUGACCCCGACAGCGGUCAUGACAGUGGGGCAGAGGACACGACGGUGGAGGCACCCCCGCCCUAUGCUUUUCUCACCAUUGGCAUGGGCAAGAUCUUGCUCUCGCACGGGUCGGCGCUCACCUCUCGCGACCCCAAUGGCUGCACCGUGCCCUUGCCCCCGCGCAUUGGCAUCUGCCUGGACUACGAGCAGGGCAAGGUGAGCUUCUAUGAUGCCGUCUCCUUCCGCGAGCUCUGGGAGUGUGGUGUGGACUGCUCGGGGCCCGUCUGCCCUGCCUUCUGCUUCAUCGGAGGGGGUGCCCUGCAUCUCCAGGAGCUGGUGGCCAACAAGCAGGAGCGUAAAGUGACCAUUGGGGGCUUCGCCAAGCUGGAUUGAGCCGUGCCCGUGCUCCCCGCAUGCGCGCCGGCUGUGACCCCCAAUUGCCCAGCGAGCUCCAGGGCCUGGGGGGGACAGGAGCAAGCAGGGAGCA
Haliaeetus leucocephalus (bald eagle) is the source of this 2363-nucleotide messenger RNA. RefSeq names its product tripartite motif containing 46 (gene TRIM46). The coding region runs from base 17 to 2269 and encodes 750 amino acids. The transcript has 10 exons. The record is from RefSeq and is a predicted model, not a curated record. NCBI's taxonomy places the organism in Eukaryota, Metazoa, Chordata, Aves, Accipitriformes, Accipitridae. Gene Ontology annotation, molecular function: protein binding; zinc ion binding.